AAAAAUACAUAAACAUGUAUUUUUUAAUUGAAACAUUUUAGUCACUUUGGAAACAACAAAUUCUCCGCAGUCAAAAGUAUGUUCGUCGCGGACUACUUCGUCGUAGUGUAUUUUAACAAAUGAACGUUUAAAAUAGAGCACAUUUUAUAAACAAUUGUGAUACAUUAAAUGAUUAUUUAAUAAAUAAAUAUUAUUUAUAAGCUUGUAAAUUAUAUAUUAUAAAAAAUACUGACUUGCGUUUAUGUCAUAAUUAGUAGAAAAAAAUAGUUAUUAAGGUCGAACCAGUUCCCGCCAAAAAGGUGUAUAAAUAUUUCCGUUUAACCAUGGCCAUACGUUUACAUAUAAAUCAUGAUUUAUCCGAAGUAAAAGAGAAUGUGUUACAUUUAAUGCCAUGCAAAAUUUAUGGAGACGAAUCUGCUAAUGUUUCUUCUUAUUUUACUCCUUAUAUCCGUAACAUAGACGGCGAACAUUAUAAUGCAUCCUUUCGUGGGCACCCGCUGCAAGGGAAAAAGAUAGUAAUACCUUCUGGAUAUAAAGGUCUUACGUUUCUUGAACAGAAAAAAUCGGAAACAGAAAAUGUAGAACGGAAUUUAUAUUCUACAGGGACUUUUUCAUGUUUCACUUAUUGGAACUAUGAUAAACUUCCAUCCAAAAAUGAUGCUUUAGCAGCAGCAAUGGAUUGGAUUGAUAUUGCUGAAGCAAUGGUAAAGGUGGAGUAAUGAUAUUUUCAUGUACAAUGGCAGUGUUAAAGAUGAUAAAACUUAUCCCAAAUGAAAAACAAUGAUCAUAUUUUAAAAUUAAAAACAUUAAAAAAUGUCUAUUAUUCGUAUAAUGGCUAUAUAUGUAUUUGUAUAUAUAUAUUUCAAAAAUGGCAGUAAGUAUACUCUGUAUAUUGGGAUAAAUCUCAUAAAUUUAUCUCAAAGAUUAUUAAAUUAUAAACAAAACUUAUUUUACAAAAAUAAAAUCUGUUGAAACAGAAGUAUAAAUUAA
This is a messenger RNA of Osmia bicornis bicornis, 990 nucleotides long. Its product is annotated as ribonuclease H2 subunit C. The record is from RefSeq and is a predicted model, not a curated record. Gene Ontology annotation, biological process: RNA catabolic process. The coding region runs from base 324 to 719 and encodes 131 amino acids. Gene Ontology annotation, cellular component: ribonuclease H2 complex. Lineage: Eukaryota; Metazoa; Arthropoda; Insecta; Hymenoptera; Megachilidae. The transcript has 3 exons.